Andrographis paniculata is the source of this 664-nucleotide messenger RNA. Its product is annotated as calvin cycle protein CP12-1, chloroplastic. Bases 81 to 485 code for a protein of 134 amino acids. The record is from RefSeq and is a predicted model, not a curated record. Gene Ontology annotation, cellular component: chloroplast. NCBI's taxonomy places the organism in Eukaryota, Viridiplantae, Streptophyta, Magnoliopsida, Lamiales, Acanthaceae. Gene Ontology annotation, biological process: negative regulation of reductive pentose-phosphate cycle. The transcript has a single exon.
GUAUCAUAUCAUAUCGAUUGCAGGAUUUUACCAUCUCCAUCUUCGACCAAUCCAAGGAGCAAAUUCUGAGUGGAGAGGAGAUGUUGACGAUGGCAGCAGCAGCAGCAGGAGUGAGUGCCGCGGCGGUGCCGAGCAUCUACGCCCGGGCGGCGGAAGCUUCAAAACCUCACUCUAUUAAUUUCUCACAGCUGAACGUGAACACGCCAUGGAAGAGGCCCAUCGCUCGUGGAAGGAUUUAUGUCCCGCCGGCGGCGGCGGCGCCGGAUAAGCUAUCCGGUAAAGUGGAGGAAAGCAUCAAGAAGGCGGAGGAGACAUGCAGCGACGAUCCAGUGAGCGGCGAGUGCGCGGCAGCUUGGGAUGAAGUGGAGGAGCUGAGCGCGGCGGCGAGCCACGCCAGGGACAGACAGAAGGAAUCGUCGGAUCCAUUGGAGAACUUCUGCAAGGAUAAUCCCGAGACCGAUGAGUGCCGCACCUAUGAUAAUUGAUUCAAUGCCAAAUUAUCAUUAUUAUUGUUGGAGUGCUGUAGCUGGAGCAGAUGUUUCUACCAGGAAGAGAAUGAAUCAUGUGAUAAAAUACGAACAUAUUUCAUACUUGCAUUUGAAUGAAUGUCCUGUCAAUGCACAUAUAUCUUAAUUAUAAGUUGCAAGAAGAAACCAUGAAUGAA